Messenger RNA from Jaculus jaculus (lesser Egyptian jerboa), 904 nucleotides. It is a transcript of the gene Rgr, whose product is annotated as retinal G protein coupled receptor. Gene Ontology annotation, molecular function: G protein-coupled receptor activity. The transcript has 7 exons. The record is from RefSeq and is a predicted model, not a curated record. Gene Ontology annotation, biological process: visual perception; phototransduction; G protein-coupled receptor signaling pathway. NCBI's taxonomy places the organism in Eukaryota, Metazoa, Chordata, Mammalia, Rodentia, Dipodidae. Bases 17 to 904 code for a protein of 295 amino acids. Gene Ontology annotation, cellular component: membrane.
GGAAGGGAGCCUAGGAAUGGAAGCCUCAGGGGCCCCACCAGCUGGCUUCGGGGAGCUCGAGGUGCUGGCUGUGGGCACAGUACUGCUGGUGGAAGCUCUGUCGGGCCUCAGCCUCAAUGGCCUGACCAUCUUCUCUUUCUGCAAGACACCAGAGCUGCGGACUCCCAUCCACCUGCUGGUGCUGAGCUUGGCCCUGGCCGACAGUGGGAUCAGCCUGAACACCCUCGUUGCCGCCAUAUCCAGCCUCCUCCGUGUCUCCCGCAGGCGCUGGCCUUACGGCUCCGAGGGGUGCCAGGCUCACGGUUUCCAGGGCUUCACCGCGGCGCUGGCAAGUAUCAGCAGCAGCGCGGCCGUCGCCUGGGGGCGCUACCACCACCACUGCACCCGCGUUCAGCUGGCAUGGAGCACAGCCAUCGCCCUGGUGCUCUUUGUGUGGCUCUCGUCUGCCUUCUGGGCAGCCCUGCCCUUGCUGGGCUGGGGCCACUAUGACUAUGAGCCCCUAGGGACAUGCUGCACCCUGGACUAUUCCAAGGGCGACAGAAACUUCACCAGUUUCUUGUUCACCAUGGCCUUCUUCAACUUCCUCAUACCCCUCUUCAUCACGCUCACUUCCUACCGGCUCAUGGAGCAGAAAUUCGCAAGGAGUGGUCAUCUCCAGGUGAAUACCACUCUGCCAGCCAGGAUGCUGCUGCUCGGCUGGGGCCCCUACGCCUUGCUGUAUCUAUACGCGGCCAUCGCGGACGUGAGCGCCAUCUCUCCCAAGCUGCAGAUGGUGCCGGCCCUCAUUGCCAAAGCAAUGCCCACGAUCAAUGCCAUCAACUACGCCCUGCCCAGCGAGACGGUCUGCAGGGGAAUGUGGCCGUGCCUCUCAGCACGGAGGAGCAAGCAGGACCGAGCCCAGUGA